GCUCACGGCGGCGGCGGCGGCGGAGCGGAGAGGCCAGACCUAGAGACUGAGCUGGAAUCGGGCCCCGGGCGGGGCGUUCGAGCGGCACCAAGACGAUCCUAGGGGCGGGAAAGGAAUCGGGCCGGGCGGGACUGGAACGGAGCCCGGGAACGGGGCGGGAGGUCCCAGGGUCCCGGGUUGGGGGGGUGGAACCGCACUUCGUUUCCGCGGGGGUGCCGGGACUCCGGCCGCAGUGCCGCCGCCAUCACGGACUUCCUGUGGGACAAGCGCACGGGCCUCGCCGCCAGAACGAUGCCUCAUCCCCGAAGGUACCACUCCUCCGAGCGAGGUAGCCGGGGGAGCUAUCAUGAACACUAUAGGAGCCGAAAGCAUAAACGACGAAGAAGCCGCUCCUGGUCAAGUAGCAGUGACCGGACAAGGCGACGUCGACGGGAAGACAGUUACCAUGUCCAUUCUCGGAGCAGCUAUGAUGACCGUUCAUCUGACCGAAGGGCAUACGACCGGCGGUAUUGUGGCAGCUACCGGCGCAAUGACUACAGCCGGGACCGGGGAGAGGCAUACUAUGACCCAGACUAUCGGCAUUCCUACGAGUACCACCGGGAGAACAGCAGUUACCGCAGCCAGCGCAGCAGCCGCAGGAAGCACAGGCGGCGGAGGCGGCGCAGCCGGACGUUCAGCCGCUCCUCUUCGCACAGCAGCCGGAGAGCCAAGAGUGUAGAGGACGACGCUGAGGGCCACCUCAUCUACCACGUCGGGGACUGGCUACAAGAGCGAUAUGAAAUUGUAAGCACCUUGGGAGAGGGAACCUUUGGCCGAGUUGUGCAGUGUGUUGAUCAUCGCAGGGGUGGGGCUCGUGUUGCCCUGAAGAUCAUAAAGAAUGUGGAGAAAUACAAAGAAGCAGCUCGACUAGAGAUCAACGUGCUGGAGAAAAUCAAUGAGAAAGAUCCUGACAACAAGAACCUCUGUGUCCAGAUGUUUGACUGGUUUGACUACCAUGGCCACAUGUGUAUCUCCUUUGAGCUCCUGGGCCUUAGCACCUUCGAUUUCCUCAAAGACAACAACUACCUGCCCUACCCCAUCCACCAAGUGCGCCACAUGGCCUUCCAGCUGUGCCAGGCCGUCAAGUUCCUCCAUGAUAACAAGCUGACACAUACGGACCUCAAACCUGAAAACAUCCUGUUUGUGAAUUCAGACUAUGAGCUCACCUACAACUUAGAGAAGAAGCGUGAUGAGCGCAGUGUGAAGAGCACAGCUGUACGGGUGGUAGAUUUUGGCAGUGCCACCUUUGACCAUGAGCACCAUAGUACCAUUGUCUCCACUCGCCAUUAUCGAGCUCCAGAGGUCAUCCUUGAAUUGGGCUGGUCUCAGCCUUGUGACGUUUGGAGCAUAGGAUGCAUCAUCUUUGAAUACUAUGUUGGUUUCACUCUCUUCCAGACCCACGACAAUAGAGAGCAUCUAGCCAUGAUGGAAAGAAUCCUAGGUCCUAUCCCGUCCCGGAUGAUCCGGAAAACAAGGAAGCAGAAGUAUUUUUACCGGGGUCGCCUUGAUUGGGAUGAGAACACAUCAGCUGGGCGUUAUGUUCGAGAGAACUGCAAACCACUGCAGCGAUAUCUGACCUCAGAGGCAGAGGAACACCACCAGCUCUUCGAUCUGAUUGAAAGCAUGCUAGAGUAUGAACCUGCUAAGCGGCUGACCUUGGGUGAAGCCCUUCAGCAUCCUUUCUUCUCGCGACUUCGGGCUGAGCCACCCAAUGCCAAGUUGUGGGACUCCAGUCGGGAUAUCAGUCGGUGACGAUCGGGUCCUGGGUCCCCCUGCAUCUUUUAGAGCAGUGGGUGCCCAGUCCAGGACACUGGUGCUUUUUUAUAUACGAGUACAGAGCCGGAGCUCACUCGUUCUUCCUGGCUCCUCCACAUCUGUGAAUAUGUGAAAUAGUGUAAAUAUGACAGAACUUGUACCUAUCGCCCACACCCUGCCUUGUACAUAUCAUUCCAUCCCACCCUCAUCUGCCCCUUUACAUGAAGUUGGAUAGGGACAGAAUGAGGUAAUCAGGUGGCACCUACCCAGUGUUUUAUAAGGAAUUUUGUACAGUCUUUGUGAAAUAAAAUGACGUGCUUCCUCUGACCCC
This is a messenger RNA of Elephantulus edwardii (Cape elephant shrew), 2125 nucleotides long. RefSeq names its product CDC-like kinase 2 (gene CLK2). The transcript has 13 exons. The record is from RefSeq and is a predicted model, not a curated record. Gene Ontology annotation, biological process: regulation of RNA splicing; protein phosphorylation. The coding region runs from base 292 to 1791 and encodes 499 amino acids. Gene Ontology annotation, molecular function: protein tyrosine kinase activity; ATP binding. Gene Ontology annotation, cellular component: nucleus. Lineage: Eukaryota; Metazoa; Chordata; Mammalia; Macroscelidea; Macroscelididae.